ACACAAUCGAUGACUCCAUGUUCGUCAUUAUUCCAAGUCGGCGAUAACGCCGAUCUCUUUAGCAAUCCUCCUCGUAGACUGUGACUUCUUCUACAGUCGUCUUACAUCUAAAUACCGACACAACUCACUACUUUGACACAACCCACGUCCUUGACAAAACUCGUGCACCUUCCCGUAACCCGUGCAAACUUACCUCGACAUGUCUCACACACAGCAAGAAAAACCACUCAAUCGCGCUGAUGAAGUCAAAGACCUUCUCGACGCCGUGCAAGAGCUGAUAAUACCCUUUAUUCGCUCCGCAGAUGAAGACGCAGCGACAAAACACACAGGCCAUGGACUGAAGAUCGAAGGUGGUGGGCCUAGAACCGCGUUAGUGGAGCAUCACCCACCUAAGAAGCUCGAAUCCAUCCUCAAGGAAGAGCUGGAAAUCAAGGAUGAAAGAGCUGGUAAAGAUGGGCUGGUGAAGCUCGUGGGAAGUGUUUUGAAGUACUCCGUAAACACAUGGGAUCAAGGAUUCCUGGAUAAGCUUUACGCAAGUACAAAUGCUGUGGGAGUAGUCAGCGAGCUGUUAUUGGCGGUAUUGAACACCAACUCACACGUAUACCAAGUCUCACCUGUUCUAACACUUGUUGAAAAACGCACUACAAAGUAUCUAGCCUCACUAUUUGGCCUUCCCUCCUCUACUUCAGGAGGCAUCUCCCAACCAGGCGGCAGUGCAUCAAACAGCGCUGCCAUAGUGAUUGCCCGCAACAACCUUUACCCCGAGACCAAAACUGACGGCAAUGGAUCCCACAAAUUCACCAUCUUCACAUCAGCCCACGGUCACUACUCGGUCGAGAAAGCAGCCAACCUCUUCGGUCUCGGUUCCAAGAACGUGAUUUCUGUCCCUGUUGACGAUCGAGGCUGUAUCAUUCCCUCCGAGUUCGAACGCUGUGUGAAAGAAAGCAAAGACCGAGGCGAAACACCCUUUUUCCUAAACGCAACAGCCGGAACCACCGUCCUUGGCUCCUUCGACCCCUUCACCGCUCUCAACAAGAUAUGCAAAGAGCAAAACCUCUGGUUCCAUAUAGAUGGCAGCUGGGGAGGAAGCGUGGUUUUCAACGCCCAAUACCGCGAAUCACGCCUCAAGGGCGCUGAACUCGCCGACAGUAUAACCAUCAACCCGCACAAAAUGCUCGGCGUGCCCAUGACAUGUUCAUUCCUUCUCGGUCGCGACAUGAACACCUUCUACCGCGCACUUACGCUACCCGCUGGCUAUCUCUUCCACAACGCACCUGGUACCGACGCAGCGGACAUCUACGAUCUUGCUGAUCUAACACCUCAAUGCGGUCGUCGCGCCGACUCGCUCAAGAUGUUCCUGGCCCUUCAAUACUACGGUGCGCAGCACUUCAGCGACUUGGUAGCCCGUGGGUACCAGAACGGAGAGUAUCUUUUGAGCAAACUGAAGGAGAGCGGCAACUUCAAGACGAUCAGUCCGGAGCCGCUACCGUGUCAGCAGGUGUGCUUUUACUAUGCCAAAGGAGGAAACCUGGGGGAUGAGGCGGACGCCAAUAGUAAGGCAACGACUGAGAUUGCCAACAGACUUAUCAGUAGAGGGUUCAUGAUUGACUUUGCCCCCGGGGAGAAGGGCAAGUUCUUCAGAGUCGUGGUUAAUGGGGGGUUGAUCAAGGGGACGCUAGAUGGGCUCGUCAAGGCACUUGAAGAGACGGCGACAGAUUUGGGGUAUUAGAUAGGUUGAUAUGACAAUGGAAAUUAUGGAAGCCAGCAGAAGGCAGAAGAACAAAGAUACCACAUCUGGAGUCUAUAUGCUCCACGCGUGAAGCAUUACGUAUCACGUCGUCGAAAGUCAUAAAUGGCAGCAUUGUACAGGUAGCACACACACAAGUCUGGUAAAAUACUUGAUCUGGAAGCAUUCAUUCAUUUGAUAUCAUGUUAUCUAUGU
Molecule: messenger RNA, 1942 nt
Organism: Alternaria alternata
Lineage: Eukaryota; Fungi; Ascomycota; Dothideomycetes; Pleosporales; Pleosporaceae
Product: PLP-dependent transferase
Exons: 3
Coding region: 200-1729 (509 amino acids)
Biological process (GO): carboxylic acid metabolic process
Cellular component (GO): cytoplasm
Molecular function (GO): carboxy-lyase activity; pyridoxal phosphate binding
Source: RefSeq, a predicted model, not a curated record